UUUGGAUCCUGUUCCGACUGAAAGCCGCUUCGUCUGACAGCCGGGCCAGCAAUCACGACGGGAGGAGAAAAACGCUUUUUAUUUUAACUUUGAAGUCCUUUUCCAACCCCCUACAAUCAUGGCAGCUUUCGAAGAAAUGGGCGUAAUGCCAGAGAUUGCAAAAGCUGUUGAGGAGAUGGAUUGGACACUCCCUACGGAUGUGCAGAAUGAAGCCGUGCCCCUCAUCUUAGGAGGUGGAGAUGUACUGAUGGCUGCAGAAACAGGCAGUGGCAAGACCGGAGCUUUUUGCCUGCCCAUCUUGCAGAUCGUGUGGGAGACGCUCAAGGACAUCCAGCAGGGCAAGACGUCCAAGGUCAACAAAGAAGUCUCACCCCACUGGCUUAUGAGCUUCUUUGACCGUGAUGCGGGCAUGGCAGUGACCCCUGAUGGUCUGCGGUGCCAGUCACGUGACCCCAAGGCCUGGCAGGGUGUCCGGUGCACUAAGGGGGUUGUGGGCAAGGGCAAGUACUACUACGAGGCCACUGUAUCUGAUGAAGGGCUGUGCCGUGUUGGAUGGGCAACACCUCAGGUGAGAAAGAGGGAAAGAAAGGAAGAAAUGAGUUGGAGGAAGCAUACAUAUGCAGGACAGACGAGAGCAGGCGCUUCAACCCUUCGUAGCGAGUUCAAGAAUGCCACCUUCCUCCCAGCUGUUGUACUGAAGAAUGCAGAGAUGUCUUUCAACUUUGGGGCAACAGAAUUCAAGUACCCUCCAAAGGGGGGCUUUAUGGCCAUCUGUCAGGCUCCUAAGGAUUGCACAGUAACUUCAGGUGUCAGGGGCGGAGACAAGCCACAGAAGGUGGAGAAUAACGCUCCUCAGGCCAUCAUUAUUGAGCCCUCUCGAGAGCUAGCGGAGCAGACCCUGACACAACUCAAAUUGUUCCACAAACACCUGGACAAUCCUGUGGUACGUGACUUGUUGGUGGUAGGUGGCAUUCCAGUGAAAGACCAGAUUGCAGCUCUCAACUCAGGCAUCGACAUUGUGUGUGGCACUCCCGGUCGAUUGGAGGACCUCAUCAACACAGGACAGCUCUCACUCCAGUCGUGCAAGUUUUUCGUUCUUGAUGAAGCUGAUGGUCUGCUGAAACAGGGACAUGAACGCCUUGUUAAUAACAUCCACAGUGCCAUCCCUAAGAUCACAUCUGAUGGAAAGAGGCUCCAGAUGAUUGUCUGUUCUGCAACACUGCAUUCCUUUGAGGUCAAGCGCAUGGCUGAACGCCUGAUGCACUUCCCAACGUGGGUUGACCUUAAGGGAGAAGACGCUGUUCCUGAGACUGUCCACCAUGUUGUUGUUACGGUUGACCCGCGUGCUGACACCACCUGGAGUACCUUGCGACGCCAUAUCCCUACAGAUGGAGUACACCAGAAGGACAAUGUCCGGCCAGGAAACAAUACGCCCGAAACCCUGAGUGAAGCUGUGAAGAUGCUGAAAGGAGAGUACUGUCUCAAAGCCAUUGACACCCACAAGAUGGACAAAGCGCUGAUCUUCUGCCGUACAAAGCUUGACUGUGAUAACCUAGAGCGCUAUUUCAAUCAGAUUGGUGGAGGACCCAAGAAUCCUGCCAAUCCCUACUCCUGUGUAUGCCUCCAUGGUGAUCGUAAACCCAACGAACGUAAAGCUAAUCUUGAAACCUUCAAGAAUGGGCGAGUCAGGUUCCUCAUUUGCACUGAUGUUGCUGCCCGUGGAAUUGAUGUCAACGGCUUGCCCUUCAUUAUCAAUGUGACUCUGCCAGAUGAGAAGAGCAACUACGUGCAUCGUAUUGGCCGUGUGGGUCGAGCAGAGAGGAUGGGUCUGGCCAUCUCCAUUGUUGCAGCUGUGCCAGAGAAAGUGUGGUACCAUGGUGAAUGGUGUCCAACAAGAGGACGUAACUGUUACAACACUCGCUUGACGACAGAAAAAGGCUGUUGUACAUGGUAUAAUGAACCCCAGUACUUGGCUGACAUUGAGGAACACCUGGGAGUAACCAUUCAGCAGGUGGACAAGGAGAUGAAGGUCCCUGUGGAUGAAUUUGACGGGAAGGUUGUCUAUGGUGAGAAGAGGGCAGCUGCAGGUUCAAACUACCAGACCCAUGUGGAACAGCUUGCACCUGCUGUCAAGGAACUAGCAGACCUUGAGAGACAAACACAGACCAUCUACCUGAAACGGCAGUAUGGAAAGGAGUAUCCCUGGACUCGAUAAGGCCGAUUAUAGCAGUAUAAAAAUUUUUUCUCUUGUAAGUUUGUAUUGCGAUUAUAACUAAAUGGAAAGCAACUGCUCAAUGUUUGAUAUUACAAAUAUAUCACUCCCAUUUAACUUUCAUGUUGUUAGUAUUGCAAUGACAUGUUGUUUGGUAGCUAAUCAAUUAAUAGAUACUUGUGAGCUGCUAUCAUUGUGGUUUUGUUUAAUACUUUUGGUUUUCAGUUCGUGAGGCAUUAUCACGAUGGUUUGGUUUUUCAUUAUUUUUUAAAAUCCUUUCAUGAUUGUAUGCUCUGUAACCCAAGCUAAGGUGUCAUUUUGUGAAUUACGACAUACUUAGACUAUAGAGAUCAAACUCAUAUUUGAAGUUAAGACAAGCUAAAUGUGAAAGGUACUGUGGAACAAAUUGUAAUGGAGUGAAAUUGUAUUUGAUGUAUCUCGCAUGUUUUGGCUGUGCCAUCUUCCUGCUUCUCCUUUGUGAUUGGGGCACAAGUGUGUCAUUUGCCAAUCAUGGUUGGCAGUUAAAAUAAAUAAUGAUGCAAGAAA
Messenger RNA from Penaeus vannamei (Pacific white shrimp), 2758 nucleotides. The record is from RefSeq and is a predicted model, not a curated record. Lineage: Eukaryota; Metazoa; Arthropoda; Malacostraca; Decapoda; Penaeidae.